UCGCCGGCGGUGGAAGGGGCGGCUGGAUCCGGGGGAUCGGUGGAGGCGGUGGCGGCGAUCGGUGGGAUGUCAGCGCGGCGAUAGGUGUGACGGCCAUGCUCGGACUUGCCGUAGUAGCCACCGUCGUCUUGUCAUCCCGUAGCCUUCUGAGUCCACGCUCGUGGAGAGGGAAAGCAGCAGAGGGAUGAAAUAUAAAGCUAUUAGAUGAAGGCUCUUCGACCAUAGUUCGUCGAAUUCUCGAUCUUCUUCUUCUCCUUGCCCUUCAUCUUCAUCUUCUAACUCUUCAUCCUCGAUGUCGUCCCACUGGUCGGCCCAUUCGCGGUCGCUUCUCAUUCUCAACUCCUCUCAAGUUAGCAAUCGAGGCAGCCUCAAAUCACCUUGGUCUAGAAGGAAAAGAAAACAUGUGCUUACCCCACAACAAUGGAAAAGGUUCUUUACCUCAGAAGGGAAGCUUUUUGAUGGAGGGGCUAAACUUCUAAAGAAAGUUAGAAGUGGGGGAGUGGACCCGAGUAUCAGGUCUGAAGUUUGGCCUUUUCUUCUUGGAGUUUAUGAGCUGAACAGUUCAGAAGAUGAAAGAAAUGCUGUGAGAAAGCAAAAACGGAAGGAAUUCAAUAAACUAAGGAAAAUAUGUCAAUCUUUGUUAAAACUUGGUUAUGAUGGUGACAAGAUGUUGAAAGACAUAGAUGAAGUCGAUCAUAUGGACAGUCCUAGCUUCAGUGGAUGCCCUGUAUCUCCACAACCUGAAGAAGAAGAAUUUGUGGAGCAGCCUUUCUCCCAUGAGGAUUAUGGUGACGUAGAGCAUACUCUCACUGAUGAAGCCUCUACUUCCGGACCUCGGAGUAUGACAACUCAUAUGAGCAUUCCCUUAGAAGGAUCGACGAAUUCUCAAGCCGGUGCAUCUGAUGAUAAAAGUAACAUCACUUGUGCUAAUGCGCUCGAAGAUCAAAAUGAGGUUGUUCAAGUUGAUCAGACAAAUCAGAUGGGUCAUUUCAAGAGUGAGAUCACAAAGGUUGGUUUGUACACAGGUGAAACUGAAUCUUCCGACUCAGAGACCUCAUCAGAAGAGAGUGGGAGAACUUCAAUAGCCUCCACCACGCAAGAGAAUAAGGAAGCUAAUUCUCGAUCUGCUACGACAAAUUCUCUCAAAUGUAGUGUUUCUAAACCUGCACAGACCGUAGAAGACUUCACAACAUGGCGGCGCAUCAUCCGUUUAGAUGCGGUGCGAGCCAAUGCAGAGUGGGUCAUUUAUGCACCAGCACAGGCUGCUGUCUUGAAGGAAAAGGCUCUCGAACUUGCCGAGGCUGUCGGUCUAAAGGACUAUGACCAUCUGGAGCCUUACAUGAUCUUUCAUGCUGCUCGUCUUGUUGUAGUUCUUGAAGCAUAUGCAAUAUAUGACCCAGAUAUUGGAUACUGCCAAGGGAUGAGCGACCUCUUGUCACCCAUAAUCUCAGUAAUGGAGGAAGAUGAUGAGGCAUUUUGGUGCUUUGUGGGAUUCAUGAUGAAAGCACGCCAUAACUUUAGGCUUGAUGAAGUUGGCAUUCGCAGGCAGCUUAGCAUUGUCUCCAAGAUCAUCAAGUUCAAAGACCCUCACCUGUACAAACACUUGGAGAAGCUUCAAGCUGAGGACUGCUUCUUUGUUUAUAGAAUGGUGGUGGUGCUUUUCCGGCGGGAGCUCGACUUUGAGCAGACAGUGUGCUUAUGGGAGGUGAUGUGGGCAGACCAGACAGCUAUUCGGUCUGGUUUUGGGACAUCGGCUUGGUCGAGGAUAAGGUCCCGGGUGCCUCCGACCGAUGACUUGCUUCUCUAUGCGAUUGCGGCGUGUGUCCUUCAGAGGAGGAAGUUGAUCAUUGAGAGGUACAACAGCAUGGAAGAGAUACUAAGAGAAUGCAACAAUAUGGCAGGUCAUUUAGAUGUGUGGAAGCUUCUUGAUGAUGCUCAUGAUCUGGUUGUAAACCUCCAUGACAAGAUCUCAUGAUCUAAUAUUUUCUUCUUGGCUAUGUAUCUCCCUUCCUCUUCCCUGAUAGCUUUUGCCUUUACGUUCAAGCUGUUGUUUAUUCUAGUGUCUAAUGGACUUUUUUCUCAUGAGGCGCUCAGGCUGCGCUUUUCUAAAGAAAAGUUGAUUUUCCUAUA
This is a messenger RNA of Dendrobium catenatum, 2130 nucleotides long. RefSeq lists its product as uncharacterized. Lineage: Eukaryota; Viridiplantae; Streptophyta; Magnoliopsida; Asparagales; Orchidaceae. The transcript has 6 exons. The record is from RefSeq and is a predicted model, not a curated record. The coding region runs from base 293 to 1975 and encodes 560 amino acids. Gene Ontology annotation, molecular function: GTPase activator activity. Gene Ontology annotation, biological process: activation of GTPase activity.